Molecule: messenger RNA, 513 nt
Organism: Rhodotorula toruloides NP11
Lineage: Eukaryota; Fungi; Basidiomycota; Microbotryomycetes; Sporidiobolales; Sporidiobolaceae
Product: EF-hand-like domain containing protein
Exons: 4
Coding region: 1-513 (170 amino acids)
Source: RefSeq, a predicted model, not a curated record
AUGGCCAGCGACAAGCCUGCAGAUUUCGCAAAGGCGACUGAAACGGUGAUAGACGAGCCCUCGGCGCUGCUCACGGAGGAGGGAGAGCUGUCGGACAAGCUUUACGACAUCCUCCACGAGGUCUUUCUGCAGUUCGCCAAGCUGCCCGAGACGGAGUCAGCGGCAAAGCUGAAGGACGAGAAGGAGAAGGUCAAGCUCGCAACGCUCGGGAGGGAGGAGAUCAACGCCUUUUCUCGAGCGACGAACGGAAAAGACCUGCCGGACGAGCAAUGGACCGAGAUUGUCGAGUACUUGGACGUGAACGACGCGGGCGAGCUCACCUUCAAGGGCUUCACCGAGCUCUACUCGUUGCAGACAGAAAACGACGAGGCAGAGACAGUCAAGGAUCUCAAGGCGUGGGGCUACGACCCGCAGACGCUCGAGCGGGUGAAGAAGGAGGGAAAGGCGCAGGAGGAGGCGAAGAAGGCGGAGGAGUCGGACAAGGAGGACGACAAGGACGGAGAGUCGGCGUAG